Lates calcarifer (barramundi perch) is the source of this 1576-nucleotide messenger RNA. RefSeq names its product ATPase H+ transporting V1 subunit E1b (gene atp6v1e1b). NCBI's taxonomy places the organism in Eukaryota, Metazoa, Chordata, Actinopteri, Centropomidae. The record is from RefSeq and is a predicted model, not a curated record. Gene Ontology annotation, molecular function: proton-transporting ATPase activity, rotational mechanism. Bases 179 to 859 code for a protein of 226 amino acids. The transcript has 10 exons. Gene Ontology annotation, cellular component: proton-transporting two-sector ATPase complex, catalytic domain. Gene Ontology annotation, biological process: proton transmembrane transport.
AAUGAACGCAUCUUUCCUUGUCGCUUCUGAUUGGCUGCUCCCCGGAAGUAAACAUCAUGUGACCUCGCAAAUCAGCUGAUCCUCCGUAGACAUCUUUACGAGUCACGACUGCGGCGAUUAAUUCAAACCUCCUCCUCUGUGAUUCUGCGGCCCGAGUGGACCUUUGACAACUGCAGCCAUGGCGCUCAGCGAUGCCGAUGUACAGAAACAGAUCAAGCACAUGAUGGCCUUCAUUGAGCAGGAGGCCAACGAGAAGGCAGAAGAAAUUGAUGCAAAGGCGGAGGAAGAGUUCAACAUUGAGAAAGGCCGUCUGGUCCAAACUCAGAGGCUGAAGAUAAUGGAGUACUACGAGAAGAAAGAGAAGCAGAUCGAGCAGCAGAAGAAAAUUCAAAUGUCCAACCUGAUGAACCAGGCUCGACUGAAAGUACUGAAGGCACGUGAUGACAUGAUCUCGGAAAUGCUGAACGAAGCCCGCCAACGGCUCUCUAACAUUGCCAAAGACCAGGCCAGGUAUCCAGGUCUGCUGGAUGGACUGAUGUUACAGGGUUUCUAUCAGCUUCUGGAGCCUAAAGUAACCGUUCGCUGCCGUAAACAGGACUUGCAGUUGGUACAGGCGUCCAUCCAAAGGAAUAUUCCCAUAUAUAAAGCCGCCGUGAAGAACAACCUGGAGGUCCGCAUCGACCAGGACAACUUCCUCUCCCCUGACAUCUCUGGAGGGGUUGAGAUCUAUAACGGUGAUGGUAAGAUCAAAGUGUCCAACACCUUGGAGAGCAGACUGGACCUCAUGGCUCAGCAGAUGAUGCCUGAAAUCCGAGUGGCUCUCUUUGGUGCCAACCCAAACCGCAAAUUCAUGGACUGAGUAGCUCCGCUGUGUUAGAGAAGAAAGAAAAAACGCUCCUUUUUAUUUUUUAUGUUGUCACAUGAAAAAAAAAAAGUCAUUCCUCUUGUCUGUGAAGCGAAAAUUUCCAAUGCAAAAGAGACGCGUUGUUGUUGUGUGAUGUAUUGCUGUAUUUUUCUGUGCAUUAAGGGAAGUGAUAGACGCUGCAACAUUACAGCUGUGUGAUGGCUGGUUUACUCUGCUGCUCCUCCCUCUCCCCCCUCGAGGGUCUUGGUUUACACUGAUUAGUCAGGGACGACGGGAUCGGGUGAUUGGCUGGAUGUUUAACAGGUUGUUCUCUAAUUGGAUCAGUCUUCAUGACAAACACAGCAUCUGUGUUACAGUUUUCCCAGUUUCACUAACCUCUACCCCACAUUAUAAGUUGCAUGGGGCAUUGUGUUGCUAAUGGGUGUCUGCUCCAACCAAUCACAGAGAAAAAAAUAGUAUCCUAGAAACAAAACUGAAGACCAUACACAACCUUACAGAGUUAAUUUAUUGAUGUUACAUCGACUGUAUGAUGAUAUCAUUCCAGAGGAUGCACUGUAUGUAUAUGAGGUUUCCAGAUUAAAUUAUAUGUAUGUGUAUGUUAUUUUUUGUUUGUUUUAUUUCUCUUUUUUUCUUUUUUUUUUGAUUGUGUCUCCAAACUGAAAAUGUUAUAUUGUGGAAAUGUAAAACAUAAUAAAAUAUAAAUCAUUAGUA